This is a messenger RNA of Symbiodinium natans, 2511 nucleotides long. The record is from the annotation of a GenBank genome assembly. Lineage: Eukaryota; Dinophyceae; Suessiales; Symbiodiniaceae.
AUGUCUGCUGAUCCCGUGCGUGUCGGUGCUGUAGACGAUGUGGAGGAUGCGGAGGAGGAAGAGCAGGCGAGCUUCUUGGGGGCGAGUUCUGGGAAGGUCGGCAUGCCAAAAUCUCUGGAUGUGGAUGACGGUGCAGGUGAGGAGGGUCCAGGAGUCGCCUCCUGCAGGAUCUUUCAUCUCAUUUGCUGUGGUCUCUUGAGUAUGGCGGUGGGCUUCAUGGGGGCCAAGUUCCUGAGGGGCAGGCAGGAUCCCUUUACUCCCGUGUCCGUGGCGUGCCCUGUGCGGGAGCCGAGAUCACCAGCAUCAGUGAGGCUACCAGGCCCUGGAAUGGUGGAGCUCGUGGGAUUCAACCGCGCAUGGUUGGCAGGAAACGGGGAGUACGAGGACCCCAUUGUGGUCACCGGGGGUGCCGGCUACAUCGGAAGCCACAUGAGCUUGAUGUUGCUGGAAAGAGGCUUCGACGUCGUGAUCGUGGACAACUUAUCGCGUGGAAGCAUGCUGGCGGUUAAAGUCCUCCAAGCCGAGGCCUGCAAGCUUUCACGAUCCAUCGCCUUUGUGAAUCUCGACUUGGGGAAUCAUGACCAAGUCACCGAGCUCUUGCAGCGCAUUCAGCCCAGAGCAGUCUUGCACUUUGCGGGCAAUGCUUAUGCCUCCGAGUCCAUGGAGAAGCCACUCCUGUACUACCAGAACGUCACGGAAAACACGCUGUCACUGCUUCGGGCCAUGGCAAAGGCACAGGUCACAAAUCUAGUCUUCUCGUCCAGCUGCGCAACCUACGGCAACCCACCGCAGGUGCCGGUCACCGAAACGGUCGAGCAGAAGCCCAUCAGCAUCUACGGACACAGCAAGCUGAUGGCGGAGAAGAUGAUCAAGGCCUGGGCAAGUCGCGAAGGAUCCAACUGUGCCACCAUCUUCCGCUACUUCAACGUCUAUGGCGCAGACCUUCAGUCGAGACUUGGCCCUGUGCUGCGAGGCCCAAAGUUGGCGCAGUACGGGCGGCUGCCGGAUGUCCUCGUCGAAGCGGCCCUGGGCUUGCGGAGCUCCGUCCCUAUCUUCGGGGCAGACCUGAAAACACGGGAUGGGACCGCGGAGCGCGAUUACAUUCAUGUCUGGGAUCUCGUGCAUGCCCACAUGGAUGCCCUUGCUGCAAUGAUGUUGGCAGGUGCGCAGGGAGAUGCGUGCGUGUCAGAUGUGUACAACCUCGGAACUGGGACACCUGUCUCAGUUCAGCAAAUGCUCUCCGCCACGAAGGCCCUGUUCCCAGAAGCAAAGUUCACGGUGGAGGUCAAGCCGCUCCGAUCGGGUGACCCAGUCUCCGUUUAUGCGGACCCCCGCAAGGCACUCGCCAAAUUCGGAUGGCGGGCACAGAUUCAGAACACCACCGAAGCGUUGCAGACCUCUGUACGCUUUCUGCAGAAACAUGCCUCCUAUUUUCAUCUCGCCCUCGGUGACAUGAAGACUCUGCCCGAUGUCCGGGUGCCAAGUACGGCUCCGACAGCUCCGACUCCGGGGAUGGUGGCACCGGCGACUCCUUCACUUCCUGCGGCUUCUCCAGCCACUCCGGCUCCUUCCGCUCCAGGUGAGUACAGAUCACGCUAUGCAGAGCCAGCCAAUCCGUGGCAAGCUGGUGACAUGCCGAACGCGACGCUCAAUUCCACACCCUGGGUGGUUCAUCGCUUCUCCGACCCCUUGGCGUCUCCGCGCAUGUGCAUUCAGGUCCUCACCAUCCCAUCGGUGAAGAAAGGGUACCUCUACUGGUCCUUCUUCAUCCUGCGCGAGUAUGCCAGGAGAAAUGGUUAUGAUCUCUAUGCCUUGACCACCAAGAUGAACGAGACUCGGCCGCCCUCCUGGCUCAAGAUCCGGAGUGCGCAGGCCAUCAUUCGAAGCAACACUGGCUGCGACUACCUAUUCUGGAUAGAUGGGGAUGCCAUCAUUAUGAACUUCAGCUUUCGGCUGGAAAACAUCAUAGGCUACAAUGGCAAUAAGGAUGUGGAUGUGGUAGUGUCGGGCGACACGGUUGCCAUUAAUGCAGCCAUGGGGCUUUGGAAGAUGACACCCUGGGCAUACAGUUUUUUGGAGGACAUGUGGAAUAUUGGUGAUGUGAAGCUCUGGGAAACUGGCGCCAUUGCCAUUCUUAUCGCUGGCUGCAAGCCAUCGGACCCGGUGAACGUGAAGCGUGCUUGCUACGAACACUCGGACAAGGGCUGGAGGAACGGGACCUUUGCAAAGCACUUGAAGCUUGCUGAGCCUUGGGCUGUGCAGGAGAUGCUGGUCAACAAAACUCUUUCUGACCAUAUGGCCUGGGUGCCCAAGCGCCUCAUCAACAGCUAUCCCAAAGGUCUCUUCGGUGGUAUGUUUGACAGAGCAACAAGCCCAGACUUUCUCGCACACUUUGUGGCUGGGGGUAAAAACCAAAUUGAGACCUGGGCCAAAGAUUCCAUAGCGAGGAACAAGCUCCUCCCUGAUCCUAGUGUUCCGCUGUGGCCUCCCGACCCGCCUAAUCGCGUCUGA